AUGACUGGAAGAGCUAACAAACCAGGCGAAGGCCGCAGCAGCCAACCGCAUAACCCAACCAGUACCCAUCGACUAAAUCCGGCCAAUCGAGGCCGUCGAUCACCAAGUCCGAUCGAAGCAGCAUCGCAGCGCCCCCGUAAGCGCGUCCGUUUCGUCGACAUAGAGAGCUUGUCGAGUGAAGAAUUAGAAUCUUCCUCCCACUCCCAUCGACCGCGACACAAGAGGCCUCGCUCACAGUCGAGAUCUCAUCAUCAUUCUCCAGCAAACAUGGCAUCGAGACCCGGACAAUUCCGCGUGAGCUCUGCCAGCGACCGAAUCCCAUCAAGAACACAGCCGUUGAAGAGUAUCCUUCGUACAGGAGGGCCGGCUACCCAACGUCCCGCCGUAUCACAGCCGUCUGAGAAUAACCUAUUUACAGGAGCUCCGGCUAACCCAUACCCCUUCGAACACAUACUUUCAAGUGAAUCGCUGCCUUCGCAUGCUAACUUAGACAGUGGUACCAGAGAGCCUGUAAACAUCAUAAAUACAAGAAGCAGGGUAUCUCCAAUUACUGAUGUGCCCCAAGAGCCAAUCCAGAGAAGCCUGAGAUGGACAAGCGAGGAUUCAGAAGAAGACCAUGUGUCGCAAGAAAUACCUCAGCAUCCAAUCCAACCUAGUGGAGUUAUAUGUGCUAAUUGUAAUAAAUCAGGUCAUACCGUACGAGAUUGCGUAACGAAUUGGUCUCCCGCAGGUGAUAUACCCGGAUGCUACCGAUGCAAUGAUAUAUCGCAUACGAUUGAUAGCUGUCUAGUUCAGCCACGAUAUAACGACGCCACAAGGUAUCAGAUCGAGGUGGUUAAUCGUGCAGGCCGUCCGCCUUUACGGUCAAUACGUGGAUGGAACCAACUAGCUGUGGCAAUGAACCAUCAAGGACCUGGUCCAAUCGGUAAGCAGUUUAUGACAAAGCUGCUUUCGACACACUUUGAUCGAUGGAAUUAUGAGCUGUCGGGUAUCCAGCAAUUCGACCUACUGGUCAAUGACUCUGCUUCCAGUGGCCUAGAACAAAUUAAGAUCCUUCCAAAUCAGGGUUAUCUUAGUGGACCAGAGAAUAUAACAGUAACAGCACGGUGUGGAAAGUUCUGCUCACUCGUCAUCGUAAUCCGAUUGCCAUCGGGGCCCCGAGUAGUAGAUAAUACUAUUCCGCAAAGGCCGGACCCGACGCAGAGUGGAACAGGAAUAACCCUUGAAGACGGCACCCCGAUAGAAGAAGCAACUAAAUUAGCUGCGAAUAUUCUAGUGUACCGGAUGACAGCCAUGCAGUUCUUAACAGGUUACUAUAAAUGCAUGAUAGAUAUGGUUUGUGCACUAACAGGAAAAUCUGAUCUGAUCACAACUAUAUGGCAGUCCAGAAAUCCCGGCGAUCGCGAACCACAUAAUUUCAGCUAUCAUCCCAUAGACAUUGUGUGUGCGAAUUGUCGCAGACAUGGCCACGCCCUACAAGGCUGUGUAACGGUUUGGGAUCCUUCAGGCGAUAUUCCAGGCUGUUACCUAUGCAACGUCCUGACCCAUACCAUUGACAACUGCCCAAAAGGGUCGCAGCUGAAUAAUGCCACACGAUAUCAGCUGGAGGUUGUGAGCCGUAUCGGCCGACCCCCUUUACGUUCAACUCAAGGAUGGAAUCGACUCGCCGUCGUGAUGAAUCAUCAGGGACCCGGCCCCAUCAGCAGAAAGAGGAUGGCAACUCUUGAUCGCAAUCAUUUUCACCGGUGGAACUAUGAUCUCUCGCCAAUAAACCAGCGAAGCCUGCUGGUAGAAGAUCCCACGACACACAACUCAAGCUACAUCAGAGACCUUCCCGACCAGGGCUACUUUGAAACAAGACCCCACGAGUCCUGA
Molecule: messenger RNA, 1875 nt
Organism: Daldinia loculata
Lineage: Eukaryota; Fungi; Ascomycota; Sordariomycetes; Xylariales; Hypoxylaceae
Exons: 1
Coding region: 1-1875 (624 amino acids)
Molecular function (GO): nucleic acid binding; zinc ion binding
Source: RefSeq, a predicted model, not a curated record